This is a messenger RNA of Prosopis cineraria, 1772 nucleotides long. RefSeq lists its product as uncharacterized. The record is from RefSeq and is a predicted model, not a curated record. The coding region runs from base 141 to 1124 and encodes 327 amino acids. Lineage: Eukaryota; Viridiplantae; Streptophyta; Magnoliopsida; Fabales; Fabaceae. The transcript is spliced from 2 exons.
UCCAACCCUUACUUCAAGAGGUAAUUUCUCCUAUUCCUAUUGAGGUUGAUUCUUCUUCACAUUUGACUUUAUCUAAUGAUGAGCAUAAUGAUUUAAAUGAUGAUGACGUAGAUGAAGAAAUUAUAGUUGAAUCACCUUGGAUGUUUGAGCAUGAAUCAUAUUGUGAAAAACUAUACCCUUGGGAGAAAAACACUUUGAGUUCACAUGAUAAUUCUCUUGAUUUAAAUUCAAAUAUCAUUGAAAGUGUUGACUCUUCACUUAGCUUGAAUAAAGAAAAUGAAAUGGAUGUUGAUGGUGGCGAUGAUGUAUCUUGUAUGCUUGAAAUUCCAAUUCCUUCUUGUGAUAUUGUUAAUAGUGCACAUGCACUUGUUUCUUCUAACCAUGAUGUGCUUGAGAAAGGUUGUUUACCUUCUUUUGUAGGUGAACAAGGCAAUGUAGCCAAACCAUCUCUUGAUUUCAAAGAGGAACUUGCUCAACUUGAAAAGGCUAUGGCUCCUACUAAGGAUUUGAACAAGGAAUUGAAAAUAACUCAAGAUGACAAGGAGGUUGAAAAUCAAGGAAUUGAUUUUACAAAGCCAAAUAGUAAUGAGAAUAAUAUUGAUUUAAUGCUUGAUGAUUUUGAUGAUGAGUUGGCUUUGUUUCAUAGUACUUGUUCUAAUUUCCUAUUCACUUGUGAUUGUUCACAUGAUUCUCCAUGCCCUAUUUGUUUAGAAAUUAAUUCAUUUGUGCUUGAAAAUAGUAGCAAUCAUUUACUUGAUAAAAUAAUUGAUGAUGUAUGUUUGAGUGAAAUUAAUCAUGAGUGCACUUCUUUAGAACCCAAUAUGCUUGAGGAAGGGUUCUUUGUUGAUUUUAUAGGUCUAAAUGAUGAUAUGGCCAAGAACCCCCAUGUACUUAGAGGAUUUAUCAUUGCAAUGGAAGAGACCUUGGCUAACCAUGAAGAUGAUCAACCACAUAAAGUUAUGAAAGAUUCUACACCAUACAUCUUGGAGCCAUUACAAAUUGAUCUUGAGCCUCCACCUAAGAUGCUUGGAAUGAAGAUGAUAAUGAGUAGCUUCAUGUUACUCCUCAAAGAUGAAAAUUUCAACUUCAAGAGCUUGUGGAGAUUUAAACUAGGUGGCAUGUGACUUGUGCAUCAAUUGGGCAAUUGAGGUCAACACUCCUUGAGGUCAAUGGCUGAUGGUUUGCACGUGAAUUAUGAUUAUUUUGAGAGGUUAAAUCAGCUAAAAUGAUGUGGAUGACACAUGGGAAAUUAGGCACACAUUGGAAUCAUCUACAAACCAAUAGGAAGUUGCCACCUUGCAAGUGUGACAAGGCUCCCAUUUACAUUUUAAUUUCUUUUUCCUUAUUUUAAUUAAGCUUCAGCUGAUGGGAGACACCAAGGAGCACGCCAUUUUAAGCCUCAAAUGGGAUCCAACACAUAUCUCAUUCAUCUUCCACAUUCUCUCUCUCUUGUUCAUAGUGUUCUUCAUUUUCUCUCUUUUGUUCUUCAUUUUCCAGCACCCUAACCUCCAUUUUCAGCCACCAAACCUCCACAAAACUCAUACCAUUCUUCUCCUCUCUUCAUUUUCGUUCCAUCCCUUCCAUUUUCACAAGGAUUGAAGCUCAUUUUCAUCAUUCAAGAGCUAUGGAGUUUGGCCUUCACAAGCAAUCACUAGGGUUCUUGAAGAUGAAGAUUGGCUAAGUUUCUUUGUGGAAUCCUAGAGAGAUGAAGAUGGAGGAUGAGUCUUGAGCUUCAAAUUGGCUAAGUUCUUUUGUUUCCUAUCCUCUUCUCU